Messenger RNA from Plasmodium falciparum 3D7, 1410 nucleotides. RefSeq lists its product as uncharacterized. Lineage: Eukaryota; Apicomplexa; Aconoidasida; Haemosporida; Plasmodiidae. The record is from RefSeq and is a predicted model, not a curated record.
AUGUUUAUAUGUAUAUAUUUUUUUUAUAAUAAUAUAGUAAUUGAAUCUACACCUAUAAAUGUCAUAAUAAAAAAAAAAAAAAAAAUGACUAAUUUAAGAUAUGGAAAUACAUUUAAUUUUAUAUGUAAUAAAUAUGAUGAAGUUAUACAACACGGUUGUAUUAAUUUAGAUAAUAUGCAUAAAAAUAAUAAAAAGGGAAAUAAGAAAAAAUAUAUUAAUAUUUUUCCAAUUAUGAAAGUUUUAGUAAUUUGUCUCUUAUUGUCAUUAGUGAAUAAAUCAAAUGAUAAUACAUAUAAUGAGGAUAUAUUUCAAAAGGAUAAAGAGAAUUGUGGUGGUCUAAGAUACAAAAGAUUAUUAGCAGAACCAAUUUUCGGAUUUGAUGUCAUGUAUGAUUUAUUUAAAGAUAAUUUUUUAGAACAAAUUGGUUAUAAUGAUGCACAAAAAAAUGAAUUAAAAGUUUCUAUGAAAUCGUUUUUUCAAAGUUCAAAUAGUCAAGAAUAUACCUAUUCUAGACGAGAAGAUAAUAUUCAUAGUAUUAGUAAAUCAAAUGUGACAAACGUGAAAAGUGUGAAAUUUGAAGAACCACAAGAUGAGAAAAAUUUAAUUACAAUUGAAGAAAUAAAAGCAGACAAUAAUGAUUCAAAAGAAAAAAAAAAUGAAAUAACUAAUAUAAACGUGGAUGAAAAAAAGGAUUUGGAAAGUGUAAUUUCCAGUGAAGAAGAAAAAACACCAACUAGUAAUAAUAUAAGGAAAAAGAGAAAGACCAAAAGGUCUCAUAAGAAUAAAGACAGUAACACAUCUUAUGAUAAUAUAGAAUUGAAUAAAAUAUUAAAAGAUGAUAAUAUAGAAGUAAAUAAAACAUUAAAAGAAGAUAAUAUAGAAGUAAAUAAUACAUUAGAAGAAGAUAAUAUAGAAGUGAAUAAUACAUUAAAAGAAGAUAAUAUAGAAGUUGAAAAACUAAUUGAUGAAAACAGAGAGUUAAUUAAAAAAGAAUCUAUAUAUAAAAAUAAAUUAAAAGAAGAUAAUAUAGAAGUUGAAAAACUAAUUGAUGAAAACAGAGAGUUAAUUAAAAAAGAAUCUAUAUAUAAAAAUAAAUUAAAAGAAGAUAAUAUAGAAGUUGAAGAUCUAAUUGAUGAAAACAGAAAGUUAAUUAAAAAAGAAUCUAUAUAUAAAAAUAAAUUAGAAGAAGAACCUGUUGAAAAAGGAAUAAAAAGGAAAAAUUAUCUUUUUCUUAUACUUGAAAAGGCAAAAGAAAUUCCCCCAGGUGUUAUUGUAGGAUUAUUUUCUAUUUUUUACGUUGCACUAGGAGAAAAUAGAUCAUCUUUAAUUUUAUUAAUUGUAAUAUUUAUUUUAACAGUACAUACAUAUUUGGAAGUAAAAAGAAUAUGUCGAUUCUUAAAUAUAGAUUAA